Messenger RNA from Diorhabda carinulata, 644 nucleotides. RefSeq lists its product as uncharacterized. Gene Ontology annotation, molecular function: odorant binding. NCBI's taxonomy places the organism in Eukaryota, Metazoa, Arthropoda, Insecta, Coleoptera, Chrysomelidae. The transcript is spliced from 5 exons. Bases 2 to 454 code for a protein of 150 amino acids. The record is from RefSeq and is a predicted model, not a curated record.
CAUGUCAUUAUUAAAAAAGUCGCACACCAUGUUUCGGGAUCUUCUAGUUUUUGUUAUAUUUGCAACAGCAACUUCAAAUCCUUUAAUGGAGAUUACGGAUCCAAAACUGAAAAACUUAACAGAAACAAUGCACAAAGUAUGUGUAGAUAAAACCGGUGUGCCAGAAGCAUCUAUAGAGGAAGGUAAAAAAGGAAUUUUAGAUCGUGACCCAAAACUAAUGGAAUACUGGACCUGCGUAUGGAUUACAUCUGGCUUGAUGGAUCAAAAAGGAAAUAUCGAUUUCGAGCUAUUGCAUGAAAUGGCCCCAUCGAAUAUUGCCGAUUUAUCAACAAACCUGGUUAGAACUUGUCACGACAAAACUGUAGGUGAAAAAGUUCUUACCACGUUAGUUUUAAAGAUGACUAAAUGUAUUGCAACCACAGAUUUUAAAGUGAGUAAUCCUGUCAAAAAAUAGUCUUUUGAAAAAUCUUAUAGUCAAAUAUGAAAGUCAAUUGUUUAAAAUAAGUAAUCGCAUUUUUUUCUUUUUCAGCACUUUUUAAUAUUCUAGCUAAAGGAGAAUAUCAUUUAUUUAGUACGUAAAAUAUUUGUCCAAACAUUAUAUACUAAUUCUCUUUGUUUGAAUAAAUAAAAACCCAAAAAGGAAA